Molecule: messenger RNA, 534 nt
Organism: Trichomonas vaginalis G3
Lineage: Eukaryota; Parabasalia; Trichomonadida; Trichomonadidae
Exons: 1
Coding region: 1-534 (177 amino acids)
Source: RefSeq, a predicted model, not a curated record
AUGGUUUUUACUCUCAAAGACCUUUUCCAGAUUCAAGGCGCGCUGUAUAUCAUUCUUGUUAUUGGCUUCGUCCUUGCAAUUUUUAAGGUUUUUACUGCUCCAGAAGUUUGGCCAUUAUACGAAGUUAUCCGACUCUCAAGCUAUUCCGCAAUGGCCUAUAAUAUUAUUGGCAAUACCAAGCUUACAAUGGAGAAUUGGAAGCCGUAUUUCCCAAUUGCGAUUGCUCAAUUAAUCAUUUAUCUCCUGAUUGUUAUAGCAACAUUUGCAAUCAAGUCUAAAAGCAAGCUCACUGCAUACAUAAGAUUUGCAACUUCGUUCGCUUUUCAGGAAUCAACAGUUUUUAUUUAUCAAAUUUUAGAUGUUGUUUUCCCAACAAAGUAUAAAGUAAUUGCAGUCAUGUAUUUGAUCACUGAAGAGUUCAUUUAUCUUCCUAUCCUCAAGAUCCUCAUGUUUGUUUAUUCUCACACCCCUAAAGAACAAGAUGAUCAGGAAGAGCCACAACAAGAAGAGGAAGAGGAUUCACUUCAGGAAUAA